AUGGCCUCCUUAUUCCCUCGCUCGAGUAUCCAGCUCGAUUACCCUCUCUACGCCGUCGAUUUUGACCCCGAGGAUUCGACCCGAGUAGUUGUAGGUGGUGGAGGUGGUGCUGGCCGCUCUGGUGUUGGAAACAAAAUUACUGUCCUCGAAGGCGUUUCUCAAACAGAACUACGAACGGCUGGAGAGAUCAACCUUUCACGCGAUGAAGACAGCGUCAUGUCCCUGGCAGUUGGCCCUCACAAGGGAAAGACAACAUAUCUCUACGCCGGCGUCAACUCCAGCCCAGAUAGCAUCGCAAAGGGCAAGAAUGAACACCUCCGAAUCCUAAGCGUCGACCCUUCGAAGCUGCGCACUGCCGUUGGGGCUAAGACACCCGAUGCCAACAUCUCAGAGGUCGCGCGUACCUCUCUCUUCGAAAACCCUGACCUCGAUACAUAUCAGCGACUAUUGCGCAUUGCGGGAUCGACUGGUGCUGCAGCUACAGCAAUGGGCAAGGAGCCCCAAUUGGCUAUCUUUGACGCUGCGGGUGCUACAGCCAAGCUACGAAAUGUUCUGAAACUAGACAAGGAGGCCGAGGAUUUGGAUAUUGUGCAAACAGGAGAGAAUGAGUUUCAGGUUGCCUACUGCUACAAGUACGAACUGUAUCUUGUCAAUGUCGGCGCCAAGGAGACCAACGAACCACAGCGGGUAUACGUUAUGCCAGACGACCAUGGCGAACGGCCUGCUUUCCGAGCAAUUCGUUAUCUCAGCCCUCAUUUCCUCGUCGCUGCGUCCAACUUACCCAAGCGAAGCGGAGUUGUGAUACAGGCUUUGAGAUUACCCAAGGACAGCCAACCAGAUGCACGCCUGUCCAUCAACGCCAGGAUACCAAGGAAGAUUUCUGCCACUGCUCUUGCUGUUGCGAACCUAUCACCUCCAGCUUCUCCUCUGAACGCCCUCGGCGAUACACAGUUCAUCAUCGCUAUUGCAGGCCAUGAUUCAUCCAUUUCACUCUAUACACUGGAACAUACAACGGGCGGCACUGUUGAGCUGCUGGCUAAAAUGUGGCACCUACACACUCUCAAGGAAGUCCACGGAACAGACAAUAUUACGGGAGUGGCAUUCUCUCACUUCCAGACACCCAAGAACAACCUUCGCCAACAGUACAUCAAACUCGCCAGCACAUCUCUCCAGAAGACGGUCGCUGUCCAUAGCAUUCCCCUUGCGAAGCAUGUGGAUAAGUUUCCCCGCAAUCCGAAGGGACCUCCUCGUCCAGUUCGCUACGUCACAGCUAUGAAGUCCCGCGGUGUUUCCUCUCGUGGCCUCGGUAUCACGAUGGCCAUCAUGGCGCUUAUCAUGGCCCUCGUUGCGCAAACUGUUCUCGAGCUCUAUGGCGGAUCUCGCCCAGUUCUUGGUGUGCAGAAGAUAUUCCCAUCAUGGCACGGCAGUUUGCGCAGCCCCGAUCACCCACCCGCCGCCUUCUUAGCUGACGAAUUUCUUGCCAAGCUUGCUGGUCGCGAUAUCGCCAAGGCUGCCACUGGUGAAACUCUGGUUGUUUACGAAGGUGAUGUGCCUCCUGCAACUGCCGGUGAAGACGGCCAAGCCCCGGAACUCAAGCUUGAUGUCCACGAGCCAUCUGUCCAUGGCCCAGGCAAGACUUGGGAGGAGUUAGGCGAGGAACAGAAGGAGGCCUGGAAGGCUCGUCUCAAGGAGGCUGGCGCCUGGACUCAGACCAUGGGCGAGAAUGUGUUCAAAGGUAUUCUGUUCGGCGAGAUUGCUGGUGCUGUCGGCCGAGCUGUUGCUGGUUGA
Messenger RNA from Fusarium mangiferae, 1788 nucleotides. RefSeq lists its product as uncharacterized. Gene Ontology annotation, molecular function: GTPase activator activity; guanyl-nucleotide exchange factor activity; protein binding. Gene Ontology annotation, biological process: protein secretion. The coding region runs from base 1 to 1788 and encodes 595 amino acids. NCBI's taxonomy places the organism in Eukaryota, Fungi, Ascomycota, Sordariomycetes, Hypocreales, Nectriaceae. Gene Ontology annotation, cellular component: endoplasmic reticulum membrane. The record is from RefSeq and is a predicted model, not a curated record. The transcript has 2 exons.